UGCCGCAGGUGUGCUCAUGUGUGGAGUUUCAUGCAUAUCAAAGUGGGUGCGAUUCGAAGGCGGCACUUGCUGUGAUUCGCUAAUGGUACGCUCCAGUCCCAAGGAUUUCAGAUGCAGUUCCUCCACCUUUGGGGCAGGAAGCAAGUAAAAGUUAGUGUUUCUGGCAUACUGGUGGGGUUCGAUGUCAUACCUUUAGCGAAUUCAAGGCCUCCUGGAUAACAGGCACCACCUUCAGCAGCUUCUUUUCAAUAGCCAGAAGUUCUACCUGCUCCCGCUGCAGCAUACGGUUGGACUGCAUCAUUUUUGUUGUUGUUUAUUUGAGUGCACAUGUACUUUGAGAAAUAUCGCUCGCGGCGCACCACAAUCGAUAGCACGAUGAAUGCAGCCCUAGUGUAGCCCUGGUCGCAAAUGGCAGCAAUUUUAACCAUUCGCGCCUUUGGAAAAAUUCACAUUUUGUACAGUCAAAACACAACUGGGGAUAAAUUUCGGGAUCCAUCAACAAAUAAAUAGCAUAAAGUGCGCAUAUAGCUACCCGAAUUUUUAACAAUGGAUAUCUGCACGGAGGGCGGGACGGCCGAGAUGAGCAACUUACGUUUUACGGCCAGCUGCAGUCUGCUGGAUCUGGACCCAGAGAUCAAGUGGAAGGCACUUGCCGCCUAUCACAAAUCGAACGCCGAUGGCGGGCUUACCCAAAAGCGCGACGUGCAAGAGUGGCUCUGCUGUGCCGUCUACUGUGAGCUGCAGCGUGUGAAGAUUAAGGAUAUGCUUGAGGCCAAACUCAGCACCGACGAUACGACGAAUGCGGUGGAGAAAUCACGCAUCAGCUGCUGGAACUUGUCGCUGACCAAACUACUCACUGCCUUCAAGGUGAACAUAAGUCAGUUUAUGCGUCGAAUGAAACAGUGGAACAUGAUGGUCCAGAACGAAAAGGUCUUUCAGCUGGAAAUCGACGAUCUGCAGAGACGGCUUAGCAUAACCCUGAUCCUCAGGCAUCACUACCAGCGCGUAUUCGAUCGGCUGUUCGUAAUGCCAGAGAAGGGCACGGAGAACACAGAGAGCCAUUCCCUCUACCAAUCCCUGUACGAGUUUGGCUGGCUGCUGUUUUUGACCAUCCGAAACGAGCUGCCCGGCUUCGCCACCUCGAAUCUGGUCAGUGGAUGUCAGGUACUCAUCUGCACCCUGGAGCUGCUCUUCGUGAAUGCCCUGGAGGUGGGUAACCCCGACGUGAUCAACAUGUCCUUUGCCGGUGUGCCCAGCAAGUGGGGCAACGAUGACUUUGACAAUGUCCUGAUGCUCAAGUACAGUGCACUGGAGGCCAUCUGCUCGCUGAUCCCAGAGCUGCCAGCGAAGAGUGUGCACGUCAUGCAGAAGGCCUUCUUCCACAAGGCUCUGGUGGUGCUCUUCUUGGAUCAGAAUCUGCUGGGCAACGACACCUACAUGCGGGAGAUCAUCAAAGAGGGCCUGCUGGACGUCAAUUUGGGUACACUCAACCGCAACUACACAAACCAUGUGGCCGACAUUAGUGAGGUCGAUGAGCGGGUGCUGCUGAGCCGCAGAAAGGCAGCGCCCGCCAAGAAUGAGCCCAAGAAAGAAGCUUCCGCUUCCCGCUACAAGCAGUUGCAGGAUCUACCCAAUGCCAUGCCCUCGGUGAUCACUGACGCCUUAGACGCAGAGGAUGCUGAUGUGCUCAGCAAUGUGGAUAAUUUCCUGCGUGACUUCGCCCGUACAUUCGCUGCGGCCUCUCGGGAUUGCUUGAGCACGGAGGCAGCUGGUGAGUGUUUUACGCUGGCCAGCCGACUCUACUACCAGUUCCUGCAAAAGAUUAUUAGCUCAGAGCUGGUGUUGAAGCCACACCUGAAGGUGGUCCAGCUGUUGAAACAGAGAACUUUCAAUGCCACACUGAUUGCCUGCUCCCUGGAGCUGGCGCUGCACAUCCACGACGAGCGCUUGGAGCAGCUAAAGUUUCCCUUCAUUUUGAAAUGUUACGCCAUCGAGGCGUACGACUUUCAGAAGAUUCUGGAGCUGGUGGUGCGACGCGACACUGAUCUGCUCGGUCGCGAUCUAAUCAGGCACCUGCAUGCCGUCGAGGACGAAUGUCUCGGAUCGCUGAUAUUCCGCAACGACUCGCCGCUAUGGAAACUAUUGGGCAAGGAUCAUCGUUUGCCGAGCUGCAACGAUGUGCAGGCCAAGGACAAGGAGAAUACUAAGCGACCAGGAGCAGAAGCAAGGCCCGGCUUUAGCAUCUGUCUACGCAAGUUCUAUGGCCUGGCCAACCAUCGGCUGGUUAGCCUCUGCCAGAGCCUCGUCUUGAUGGAACAUUUUCCCAGAAUCUGGCACAUAGCAGAGCACUCGUUCACCCAACAGGCCGGAGAUCUGCUCAAGGAGCGGGAACUCGACCAGCUGCUGAUCUGUGCCAUCCACUUGCAUGGCCGCCUCAAGGACAUGCGGCUCAGCUUCAGCCAGAUCCUCCAGCACUAUCGCUGGCAGCCGCACGCACACAGCCAAGUCUAUCGGCUGGUUUCACUGGGCGAUGGCCAUUUUGGCAACAUCAUUGACUUCUACAACAAGAUUUACAUGAAGAGCAUGGAGAACUUUGCCCAGGGUCUGCGCAAAGCAAAGGGGACAGGCACUGCGCCGCGCUCUAUUCUGCAUGAAAAACCGCCGCAAAGGAAUCUAAUUUCAUUUAAUAUUUCCAUUAGCACGCAAGUCAGGCCGAAUAGGCGCUACUCCAGUGGCACGUGGAUGAAAACAAGAAAAACACAGCCAGACUCGGCGGAUGAGCGGACGUUGUUGGGGCCAGAUGAACUGACGAUGACACCACUGAAGCGUGGCCAUUCCAACAAUGAACUUGGUCUGCUGCCAUCCCCGAAUAUAUUCAAACGUCAGUGCAUUGAAUCAGUGAUCUGAUCUGAUGUGAUCUACCAAUCUGAUCAAUAUUUUUGGCUACAUUUUACGUAGCAUAUAGAUUAUGCUAGCUAUCCACGUUAAGAAACCAUUGUUUAAGAAAGCGAAACGCUCAUUGUAAAUGAAGUAAAUUGAAGUAACAAAUAAAAUAAAGACAAGCCUGUGUACAUUUACGGAAAUCCAAUCCAAUCCCCGUACU
This is a messenger RNA of Drosophila obscura, 3103 nucleotides long. RefSeq names its product retinoblastoma family protein (gene Rbf2). Bases 547 to 2907 code for a protein of 786 amino acids. The record is from RefSeq and is a predicted model, not a curated record. Gene Ontology annotation, cellular component: chromatin; transcription regulator complex; nucleus. Gene Ontology annotation, biological process: regulation of transcription by RNA polymerase II; negative regulation of G1/S transition of mitotic cell cycle; cell differentiation. Gene Ontology annotation, molecular function: RNA polymerase II transcription regulatory region sequence-specific DNA binding. NCBI's taxonomy places the organism in Eukaryota, Metazoa, Arthropoda, Insecta, Diptera, Drosophilidae. The transcript has a single exon.